Messenger RNA from Pelmatolapia mariae (spotted tilapia), 927 nucleotides. RefSeq lists its product as uncharacterized. Gene Ontology annotation, molecular function: protein dimerization activity. The transcript is spliced from 3 exons. The record is from RefSeq and is a predicted model, not a curated record. NCBI's taxonomy places the organism in Eukaryota, Metazoa, Chordata, Actinopteri, Cichliformes, Cichlidae. Bases 12 to 761 code for a protein of 249 amino acids.
UUCACAAGAUAAUGCCACAUGUAGACAUGCUGUAUAACCACCUACAGAAGAGAAACAUCGAUUCUGUCACCAUCGCAGGGAUCACCCAGACAUUCAUCAGCCGCAUGCAGGCUAUCAGGGAGGCACUUCCUAAUCUGGUUGUGGAUGAGGAGUACAGGGGACCUGUUCAAGACCCACCCACAAAGAGACGGAGAACAUUGGGGGAAGACAGGCAACACCAUUUGGCACUGGAGGUGUGCGACACCAUUAUGAGCCAUGCCAAGGAGAGGUUUUCUUUCACCAAGCACCUUGUCAGCGCCACUCUGUUGCAAGGAGACUUGUUCCAACAACACAGCAAAAAUUUUCCAGAUGCAGCACUACAAACCACAGUGGAAGCCUAUCCCUCAUUGGACAAAGCCAGACUUAAAACAGAACUGUCCCUGAUCUACGACAACGAGGAGUUUCAGAGUUGUAGUGGUGCGCUGGCGCUCUAUCAGGUUCUGAUGGAAAACAACCUUCAAGACACAUUCACCGAAACUGUAAGUCUUCUUAACAUCCUCAUCACCACACCAAUGACAACAUCAGAAUCGGAGAGGUGUUUCUCUACUUUAAAGAGGAUAAAAACUUUCCUGAGAAACAAUAUGGCUCAGGAUCGGCUCAACGCUCUGGCUAUGCUGUCCAUAGAGAAAAAACUCACACAAGAACUUCCUGAUUUCAACACCAGGGUCAUCGAGAAAUUUGCCACUCAGAAAGACAGACGAGCAAAGUUCUUGUACAAAUAAGAACCCUUAACCAUAUUUACUCUCUUUCUCCAUCCCUCUCUCUUUCUCUCUUUAGCCCACCCCCCCAAUCAGUUUACAGUUGUUGUUUUCAAUAGUUAUUUUUCAUUCAUUCAAAAAAAAAAAAAAAAUCUGUUCAUGUUCAUUUUUACAAAUCUAUACAAAUGGC